AUGGGAGAAGUCGACAGUAGCGCAAGAACAGUCAUCACUGUGGCCCUUGAGAGCUACGACUGCUGGCGCGUUGAGCGGCCACCACCGGCAGACCGCAAAGAAUGGCCCAAGAUCGGGGAACACACCAACACAGCUGGAUUCGACAGCCUCAUCAAGCAACUUCAAGCCAUUUUUAGGGGAAAUAUGUACCCUUAUUCCCCGGCGAGGGAGAAGCCCCCCUCGACGAGGCCAGGACCCACGAGAGGAUUUUGCGCAGCUCCGCAGCUGCACCCUGCUCUGGGUCACUACCUGGGCUGUGUUGACGACGGGCAAACCGCAUCGUGCACUUGGCCCUCCCUCGCUACCGGCAUGACCUCUUCCAUCGCAUCUGGCACCAGACGGCGGACGAGUUCCCGGCGUGCCAUCGAAGAGGCUGCAUGGACCGUGUACUGGCGGCGACUCGCCAAUCUGCACGCUAUGGUGCUCGCGCACAAAGACAUCAGCCAGUCCAACAUCAUGUCGAAUGCUGCGGGGCAGACAGUUUUGAUCGACCUGGGUGCUUGCCUGCCAUUUGGUGGCCAAAUUGAUGUUGGUGGACAAGUCGCGGAUUGGAAGGGUCCUGGGGUGGAUAAUGGGCACAGUUUUGACGAGUGGUCGGCCGAGCUGGAUGAAUUGGCGAUUGAAGAAAUCCGGACGCAUGGGGACGAGAGUUGGAAAAGAAACUUGGGCAGGCAGGAGUGGGCAAGGGUGAUUCGAUAG
Pyricularia oryzae 70-15 is the source of this 738-nucleotide messenger RNA. RefSeq lists its product as uncharacterized. The record is from RefSeq and is a predicted model, not a curated record. The coding region runs from base 1 to 738 and encodes 245 amino acids. Lineage: Eukaryota; Fungi; Ascomycota; Sordariomycetes; Magnaporthales; Pyriculariaceae. The transcript has 2 exons.